AUGUGGAGACUUCGGUCUAAAUUAAAGCUCCUUAGCAGAAGACUAUCUCAAUGGUCUAGAGAGGAUAUUGGCGACAUUCAUGAACAAGUUCUGAAAUGUGAGCAAAAAAUCCAGAGCCUUGAAGAACAUGAGAUUAUCAGCAAUACUGAGGCAGCUCGGGAAGAAACCAAUAAGGCACAUGCGGAAUAUAUUAGAUGGCUGAAUAUGCAAGAUUCCCUACUAAUCCAAAAAACAAAUUUCAAAGGGUUUGAGGAAGGAGACAGAAACACCAGAUAUUUUUAUAGUAUGAUCAGAGAAAAAAGAAGAAAGCUUCAGCUAAACAGGAUAAAAAAUCAUAAAGGCAAAUGGAUACAGGGAGACAAUAAAAUAGCUAAAGUUGCUAUUAAGCAUUUCAAUUCCAUAUUCAACCUUCCAGUAGCUAAAAUAGAUCCUACUUUACUGAAUUGUAUCUCUAAAAGGAUCACAGAAGAAGAAAGUGACAACCUUAAUAAAGAACCAAGUGAGGAAGAAAUUAGACAUGCAGUUUUUAGCUUGUCUGCUUCUAGUGCAGCUGGUCCAGAUGGCUACAAUGGCACAUUCUUCCAUAAUUGUUGGGACAUCAUUGAAUAG
Nicotiana attenuata is the source of this 609-nucleotide messenger RNA. RefSeq lists its product as uncharacterized. The coding region runs from base 1 to 609 and encodes 202 amino acids. The record is from RefSeq and is a predicted model, not a curated record. Lineage: Eukaryota; Viridiplantae; Streptophyta; Magnoliopsida; Solanales; Solanaceae. The transcript has a single exon.